Molecule: messenger RNA, 219 nt
Organism: Phaeoacremonium minimum UCRPA7
Lineage: Eukaryota; Fungi; Ascomycota; Sordariomycetes; Togniniales; Togniniaceae
Product: putative dash complex subunit dad4 protein
Exons: 5
Coding region: 1-219 (72 amino acids)
Biological process (GO): attachment of spindle microtubules to kinetochore
Cellular component (GO): DASH complex; mitotic spindle
Source: RefSeq, a predicted model, not a curated record
AUGGAGAGUCCGCAUGAACAUCAGCAGAAUCUGCUGCUUUCCCGCAUCAUCACGAACGUGGAGAAACUAAACGAAUCGAUUGUGGUGAUGAACAAGGCACUACAGGAGAUCAACAUUCAAAACAUGAACAUCGAGUUGGUUGCCCAAAUGUUCAAGAACUACCAGUCCAAUGUUCUUUUUCAUCUUGAGGCCACGGACAGUUUGAAGGAUCCGUCAUAA